AUGGCCAGAUUAGGCUGGAUACGACAGAUAUCUUGCCUUUUCGCAAUUCUGCUUAGUAUCUGGACGCUUGGCACAGAGGCCCACCUCAUUGAUCGAUCUUCCUGCAUCAAUCUACGAGAAUACGAUUUUCAAGGACGCAUACAUUCAUGGGGCAAUGUUCUCAGCCAGCUUACGACUAGCCUUGACGAGACCGCUGACAUGGCUACCAUCGCGUAUAAUACUAUGAGAGCUGUUGCGGACCGAAGCGGCAGCCGAUUUGACAAGAAGAGAACCAAGAAUAUGUUUAUCGCCUUGCAGGGGGAUAGUGGUGAGCUUCGGAUAGCGCGUAUCUACAUAGCUGACUGUGUCACAGAUCCUAUCCUCCGGGCCGCGGGAAUGACAGAAAUGAACUCAUGGUGGACUCCUAAUGUUGCAGCUUGUGCCGAAUCCGGGUCUACUGCUACAAAUGUUCUCAACACGUAUAUCAUCGUAUGUGCUGGAGCUUUUCAAGAGACCGGGUUGACUAUUGGCUCAGAACGAACUACGCACCCAUUCAGAAAAGCGUAUGGUUAUUCUGGUGCAACCGAGCUACUAAGGCGAUUCCCGGAUAGGGUGCCUACCAAUGACGACAACCUCGGCAUUUUAAUGUUGGGUAAGUAA
Messenger RNA from Penicillium lagena, 639 nucleotides. RefSeq lists its product as uncharacterized. The transcript is spliced from 3 exons. The coding region runs from base 1 to 639 and encodes 212 amino acids. NCBI's taxonomy places the organism in Eukaryota, Fungi, Ascomycota, Eurotiomycetes, Eurotiales, Aspergillaceae. The record is from RefSeq and is a predicted model, not a curated record.